Cornus florida is the source of this 1565-nucleotide messenger RNA. RefSeq names its product grpE protein homolog 2, mitochondrial-like. The transcript has 5 exons. The record is from RefSeq and is a predicted model, not a curated record. Gene Ontology annotation, biological process: protein folding; protein import into mitochondrial matrix. Gene Ontology annotation, molecular function: protein-folding chaperone binding; adenyl-nucleotide exchange factor activity; protein homodimerization activity. Bases 289 to 1311 code for a protein of 340 amino acids. Lineage: Eukaryota; Viridiplantae; Streptophyta; Magnoliopsida; Cornales; Cornaceae. Gene Ontology annotation, cellular component: PAM complex, Tim23 associated import motor.
AAUAUAAAAGAAAAAAAAUAAAGAUAAAAAUGUACAAAGUGAUUAAUAAUCCUGUCCUCAAAUAAAAUAGACACCUACGUUUAUAAAUAAAUAAUAUAUAAAAAAAAAUAAAAAUAAAAAGCAAUAUAAAAUAAUCAUACGACGGCGCUUCAGAGGAACCCUCUCUCCUUUCAUUCCGUAAAACCCCUAUUUUUCUCUCUGUGUUUUCUGUCAUCCAAACCAGUUGCCACCGCUCUCUCUCUACCCUCUCUCUCUAAACAGGUAUCCCAUUUCUCCGCCAAUAAAUCCAUGAUGUUGUUUUCUAGGGUUUCCUCUCGGCUUUCGAGGAGUGUCUUGGCUCAGUCCCGGAACUCCUUGCUCUUCAGCGCUCGUCACCAACACCACCACAUUCCGAUCCCUUCCAAUCAGUUUCACUUGCUCAGUGAUUCUCAAAACAAGUUGAUUACUGGUAAGGUGUCUCUAUUACAUCAUUCAAUCCCCAGUACAUUUGGCUUCCAACGAUUUCGAAUCUCAUCGUCUGCCACUGAAGAAGAGAAUGCAAAAUCAAGUGGAGAUACUGAAGUUGUUGAUCAAACACAAGCAUCCGCUUCGGGACAGGAGAAAACUCCUGAUCAGAAAGAAGAAUCAGGUUCUAAUUCAGAAUCGCUUUCUAACAUGCCCAACUUCGGCACAAGGAGAAGAGUUACUAAACGAACUGCAUUUUCUGAUUCAGAUUCUUCUGAUUCUGAUGAAGACUUGUCCAUUGAGGAUCUGGUGAAACUUGUGGCGGAGAAGGAAGAACUGCUAAAGUUAAAGCACAAGGAGAUUGAGAACAUGCAAGAUAAAGUUCUAAGGAGUUAUGCAGAGGCGGAGAAUGUCAUGGAAAGGACAAGACGUGAAGCUGAGAACUCAAAAAAAUUUGCCAUACAGAACUUUGCAAAGAGCUUAUUGGAUGUUGCAGAUAAUCUGGGGAGGGCUUCUUCUCUUGUAAAAGAGAGUUUUUCAAAGAUUGAUGCAUCUAAAGACACCUCUGGAGCUGUGCCCCUUCUUAAAACACUUCUGGAAGGCGUUGAAAUGACUGAAAAACAGCUUGCAGGGGUGUUCAAAAAGUUUGGAGUGGAAAAGUUUGAUCCUACAAAUGAGCAAUUUGAUCCUAACAGUCAUAAUGCAGUAUUCCAAGUACCAGAUGCUUCUAAGCCUCCUGGCACCGUAGCUGUUGUUUUGAAGGCUGGAUACAUGCUCUAUGAUAGAGUUAUUCGGCCAGCUGAAGUCGGUGUGACUGUGGAACUGGAAAAGGACAAUAAGGAGGAAGGCCAAGGAUCAGAAGCUUGAAGGAAUGGCCACGAAGGAUGCCUGCUGGAUGAUAUUAGAAAAUUUUGCGUCUGUUUGUGAGAGAUUGAGUUAGUUCUUCCCAGGUUAGAUAAGCUUUAGGUAACCUUUUUAUUGCAAAGGAUGGAACUACUACUUUUAUUUUUUUUUUUAUUAUUAUUAUUUUUUUUUUCGCUUUUCAGUUUAUUAUUGUCACUUUAUAAAUAUGUUGCCAACAUUUACAUCAUAAAAUUAUAAAAACAGUUUUGAUUAUGGUA